GAGACGCGCUGACGGCUUUCUGGGAUUUGUAGUUCUCGCGCCGCGUUCACGCGUUCGCUCCGCCGGUGGAAAAACUACAUAUCCCAGACUUCCGUGAAACAAUAAAGAUCGUCGACGCGAGGGGCGCUGGUCAUUCCGGUGAAGCGUCGGAGUCCGUGAUACAGCGGCUCUCUCUCACAGCUCGAUCACCGGCUCUUUGCGCUUCGUCGCGGCGGGACAUGUCUGACGGUGGCGGAGGAGAGGACGGCGGCGGCGGGAUGGAGGUCUCUGCCGCCGUGCAGACGGUAGCGGACGCGUCGGUGCUGCAGAAACACUUCCGAAAGCUGGUGCCGCUGCUGCUGGAAGAUGGCGGCGACGCUCCCGCUUCUCUGGAGAGCGCGCUGGAGGAGAAGAGCUCGCUGGAGCAGAUGAGGAAGUUCCUCGCGGAUCCUCAGGUGCAUUCACUGUUAAUAAGCGAUUCAUCUCUCAAAAAGGAUGUUAGUGAUGAAGGCGAGGAGGAGCGCGAGUGCAUUUCCUACAGCAUCAGCAUCGACAUCCAUUACGGGCUCAAAUCCAACAGCCUGGCCCUGAUCAAGCGGACCGGAGUGAUUGAUGCGGACAAACCCAUCUCCACUCAGGUGCGAGUUCUGACUCUGAGCGAAGACUCUCCGUACGAGACGCUGCACUCCUUCAUCAGCAAUGCUGUGUCUCCGUACUUCAAAUCCUACAUCCGAGAGUCUGGCAAAGCCGACAGGGAUGGAGAUAAGAUGGCCCCUUCGGUGGAGAAGAAGAUCGCGGAGCUGGAGAUGGGCUUACUGCACCUGCAGCAGAACAUCGAGAUCCCCGAGAUCAGCCUGCUCAUCCACCCCAUCAUCACCAACGUGGCCAAGCAGUGCUACGAGCGCGCAGAGAAGCCCAAGGUCACAGACUUCGGGGAUAAAGUGGAGGAUCCCAGCUUCCUGAACCAGCUGCAGUCUGGAGUCAACCGCUGGAUCCGGGAGAUACAGAAGGUGACUAAACUGGACCGAGACCCUGCGUCUGGAACGGCUCUGCAGGAGAUCAGCUUCUGGCUGAACCUGGAGCGAGCCCUGAACCGCAUCCAGGAGAAGAGGGAGAGUCCGGAGGUGCUGCUGACGCUCGACAUCCUCAAACACGGCAAACGCUUCCACGCCACGGUCAGCUUCGACACCGACACAGGCCUGAAGCAGGCUGUGGAGACGGUGAACGACUACAACCCUCUGAUGAAGGACUUUCCCCUCAACGAUCUCCUGUCGGCCACUGAGCUCGACAAGAUCCGUCAGGCGCUGAUGGCCAUCUUCAAUCACCUGCGCAAGAUCCGGAACACCAAGUACCCCAUCCAGCGCGCGCUGCGUCUGGUGGAGGCCAUCUCCAGAGACCUGAGCUCUCAGCUGCUCAAAGUGCUGGGCACUCGCAAGCUCAUGCACGUGGCGUACGAGGAGUUUGAGAAGGUGAUGGUGGCGUGUUUCGAGGUCUUCCAGACGUGGGAGGACGAGUACGAGAAGCUGCAGGUGCUUCUGAGGGACAUUGUGAAGAGGAAGAGGGAGGAGAACCUGAAGAUGGUGUGGCGUCUCAGUCCGGCCCACCGCAAGCUCCAGGCCCGCUUGGACCACAUGCGGCGCUUCAGACGGCAACACGAGCAGCUGAGAGCCGUCAUCGUUCGUGUGCUCAGACCUCAGGUGUCCGCCGUGUCCCAGCAUGCUCAGGGAAAGACGGCCGAGCCCGACGAUAUGAAGGUGGCCGAGGUGCUCUUCGAUGCCGCAGAUGUCAACGCCAUCGAGGAAGUCAAUUUGGCCUACGAAAAUGUGAAGGAAGUGGACGGACUGGACGUGGAUGAUCUUCUUCUGCUCGAGGAGAAGAUUGAUCUGGAGGUGCGCUCGCUGGAAACCUGCAUGUACGAGAAUAAGAUGUUCACGGAGAUCCUCAACCGCAUCCAGAAGGCUGUGGACGACCUGAACCUGCACUCGUACUCCAACCUGCCCAUCUGGGUCAAUAAACUGGACAUCGAGAUCGAGCGCAUCCUCGGGGUGCGUCUGCAGGCGGGUCUCAAAACCUGGACGCAGGUUCUCAUGGGACAGAUGGAGGACAAGGCUGAUGUGGACAUGGACACCGAGGCUCCUCAAGUCAGUCACAAGCCCGGCGGAGAUCCCAAGAUUAAGAAUGUCAUCCAUGAAUUGAGGAUCACGAACCAGGUGAUCUAUCUGAACCCGCCGAUCGAAGACUGCCGCUACAGGCUUUACCAGGAGAUGUUUGCUUGGAAGAUGGUCAUUCUGUCUCUACCCAGAAUCCAGAGUCAGAGAUAUCAGGUCGGCGUUCACUACGAGUUAUCAGAAGAGGAGAAGUUCUACAGGAACGCUCUGACCAGGAUGCCUGACGGUCCAGCACCUCUUUCAGAGUCUGUUUGCUUGUUGUCGCUGCAGGGCAGUCUGCGUCCAGAGGAGGCGCUGCAGUCGCUCACCAUCUACGAGGGCAAGUUCGGGCGUCUGAAGGACGACAGAGAGAAGUGUGCGAAGGCCAAAGAGGCGCUGGAGCUGACGGACACGGGUCUGCUGAGCAGCAGCGAGGAGAGAGUGCAGGUGGCUCUGGAGGAGCUGCAGGAUCUGAAGGGUGUUUGGUCGGAGCUGUCGAAGGUCUGGGAGCAGAUCGAUCAGAUGAAGGAGCAGCCGUGGGUCUCUGUGCAGCCGCGGAAGCUGCGCCAGAGUCUGGACGCUCUCCUCAACCAGCUGAAGAACUUCCCCGCCCGUCUGCGGCAGUACGCCUCCUACGAGUACGUGCAGAGACUGCUCAAGGGGUACAUGAAGGUGAACAUGCUGGUGAUCGAGCUGAAGUCGGAGGCGCUGAAGGACCGGCACUGGAAGCAGCUGAUGAAGCGUCUGCAUGUGAACUGGGUUCUGUCCGAGCUGAGUCUGGGUCAGAUCUGGGACGUGGACCUGCAGAAGAACGAGAUGGUGGUGAAGGACGUGCUGCUGGUGGCGCAGGGAGAGAUGGCUCUCGAGGAGUUCCUCAAGCAGAUUCGUGAAGUUUGGAACUCGUAUGAGCUCGACCUCGUCAACUAUCAGAACAAGUGCCGCCUGAUUCGUGGAUGGGACGAUCUGUUCAACAAAGUCAAGGAGCACAUCAACAGCGUGUCUGCCAUGAAGCUCUCGCCCUACUACAAGGUGUUCGAGGAGGACGCUCUGAGCUGGGAGGACAAACUCAACCGCAUCAUGGCUCUGUUUGAUGUCUGGAUCGACGUGCAGCGCCGCUGGGUUUACCUGGAAGGCAUUUUCACAGGAAGUGCAGACAUCAAACACCUGCUUCCUGUGGAGACGCAGCGCUUCCAGAGCAUCAGCACAGAGUUUCUGGCCCUGAUGAAGAAGGUGACCAAGUCUCCUCUGGUCAUGGACGUCCUGAACAUUCAGGGGGUUCAGAGGUCGCUGGAGAGACUCGCUGACCUGCUGGGAAAGAUCCAGAAAGCACUGGGAGAAUAUCUGGAGAGAGAGCGCUCGUCUUUCCCCAGGUUCUACUUUGUUGGUGAUGAAGAUCUGCUGGAGAUCAUCGGCAACAGUAAGAAUGUGGCCAAACUGCAGAAACACUUCAAGAAAAUGUUCGCUGGAGUUUCGAGCAUCCUGCUGAACGAGGACAACACUGAGGUGCUGGGCAUCUCGUCCCGAGAGGGAGAGGAGGUGCUCUAUAAGACGCCGGUGUCCAUCACGGAGCAUCCGAAGAUCAACGAGUGGCUGACGCUGGUGGAGCGUGAGAUGCGGGUGACGCUGGCUAAGCUGCUGGCUGAGUCCGUCACGGAGGUGGGCGCCUUCAACAAGAGCACGGGCAUCGACCUGAGCACCUACAUCAACUGGAUCGACCGAUACCAGGCCCAGCUGGUGGUUCUGUCCACUCAGAUCGACUGGUCUGAGAACGUGGAGAGCGCUCUGACCACCAUCGGUGGCGGGGAAGACAUGGGUCCGAUGCAGGCCGUGCUGGCCAACGUGAAGGCGACGCUCAACCUGCUGGCCGACACGGUUCUGAUGGAGCAGCCGCCGCUGCGCAGGAAGAAGCUGGAGCACCUGAUCACGGAGUUGGUGCACCAGAGAGACGUGACCAGAACUCUGAUCAAGAACAAGAUCGACAACCCUAAAUCCUUCGAGUGGCUCAGCCAGAUGCGCUUCUACUUCGACCCCAAGCAGACCGACGUCCUGCAGCAGCUCUCCAUUCAGAUGGCCAACGCUAAGUUCAACUACGGCUUCGAGUACCUGGGUGUGCAGGAGAAGCUGGUGCAGACGCCGCUGACCGACCGCUGCUACCUGACCAUGACGCAGGCGCUGGAGGCCCGUCUGGGAGGAUCGCCCUUCGGUCCUGCUGGAACGGGGAAGACCGAGUCUGUCAAAGCUCUGGGUCACCAGCUGGGCCGCUUCGUCCUAGUCUUCAACUGCGACGAGACCUUUGACUUCCAGGCGAUGGGCCGCAUCUUUGUGGGUCUGUGUCAGGUGGGAGCCUGGGGCUGCUUCGACGAGUUCAACCGUCUGGAGGAGCGCAUGCUGUCUGCCGUGUCUCAGCAGGUCCAGUACAUCCAGGUGGCGCUGAGAGAACACAGCAACCCCAACCGAGACUGCAGUGUGCCCGUCACCACAGAGCUGCUGAACAAACAGGUGAAGGUGAGUGCUGAGAUGGCCAUCUUCAUCACCAUGAACCCUGGUUACGCCGGACGCUCCAACCUGCCCGAUAACCUCAAGAAGCUCUUCAGGAGUCUGGCCAUGACCAAACCGGACCGGCAGCUGAUCGCUCAGGUCAUGCUGUACUCUCAGGGCUUCCGCACCGCUGAGAUCCUCGCCAAGAAGAUCGUCCCGUUCUUCAAGUUGUGUGACGAGCAGCUGUCGUCUCAGUCUCACUAUGACUUCGGUCUGCGAGCGCUCAAGAGCGUGCUGAUCAGCGCCGGGAACGUCAAGAGAGAACGCAUCCAGAAGAUCAAGAGAGAGAAGCGUGAGCGCGGCGAGGACGUGGAUGAGAACGAGAUCGCAGAGAACCUUCCGGAGCAGGAGAUUCUGAUCCAGAGCGUGUGUGAGACCAUGGUGCCGAAGCUGGUGGCCGAGGACAUCCCGCUGCUCUUCAGCCUGCUCUCUGACGUGUUCCCCGGCGUCCAGUACAUGCGCGGAGAGAUGACGGCGCUGCGAGAGGAGCUGAGGAAGGUCUGCGCUGAGAUGUACCUCACGUACGGAGACGGAGACGACGUGGGCAGCAUGUGGGUGGAAAAGGUGCUGCAGCUCUAUCAGAUCACGCAGAUCAAUCACGGGCUGAUGAUGGUCGGUCCAUCGGGCAGCGGGAAGACCAUGGCCUGGAGAGUCCUGCUCAAAGCCCUGGAGAGGCUGGAGGGCUUGGAGGGCAUUGCUCACAUCAUCGACCCCAAAGCCAUCAGCAAAGACCACCUGUACGGCACGCUGGACCCCAACACUCGCGAGUGGACAGACGGGCUCUUCACACACGUGCUCAGAAAGAUCAUCGAUAACGUUCGCGGAGAGCUGCAGAAGCGGCAGUGGAUCAUCUUUGACGGUGACGUGGAUCCGGAGUGGGUGGAGAAUCUGAACUCUGUGCUGGACGACAACAAACUCCUGACCCUUCCCAACGGAGAGCGUCUCAGCCUGCCGCCCAACGUAUGGAGCAAGCCUCUUGUGUUUAAUCCACAGAUCCAGAGAGACGCUGCUGCAGUUCUCCAGCCGUAUUUCACCUCCACUGGUCUGGUGAUCAAAGCUCUGGAACACGCGUCAAAGAUGGAGCACAUCAUGGACUUCACGCGUCUGCGCUCGCUGAGUUCGCUCUUCUCCAUGCUGCAUCAGGCCUGCCGCAACGUGGCCCUCUACAACAACAACCACCAUGAUUUCCCCAUGCCCAUCGACCAGCUGGAGAAAUACAUGCAGAAAUACCUCAUCUACGCGGUGCUGUGGUCCUUCUCGGGUGACAGCAGGCUGAAGAUGCGAGCGGAGCUGGGAGAAUACAUUCGCCGCAUCACCACCGUGUCUCUCCCGUCCGCGCCGAACGUGCCGAUCAUCGACUACGAGGUGUCCAUCACGGGCGAGUGGCAGUCCUGGCAGGUGAAGGUGCCUCAGAUCGAGGUGGAGACGCACAAGGUGGCCUCGCCGGACGUGGUGGUGCCCACUCUGGACACGGUGCGUCACGAGGCUCUGCUCUACACCUGGCUGGCCGAACACAAGCCUCUGGUGCUCUGUGGGCCGCCGGGCUCCGGGAAAACCAUGACCCUGUUCAGUGCCCUGAGAGCCCUGCCGGACAUGGAGGUGGUGGGUUUGAACUUCUCCAGCGCUACGACUCCGGAGCUGCUGCUGAAGACCUUCGAUCAUUACUGCGAGUACCGCAGGACUCCUAACGGCGUGGUUCUGGCUCCGGUGCAGCUGGGUAAGUGGCUGGUGCUCUUCUGCGACGAGAUCAACCUGCCCGACAUGGACAAGUACGGCACGCAACGGGUCAUCUCCUUCAUCAGACAGAUGGUGGAGCACGGCGGCUUCUACCGCACCUCAGACCAGACCUGGGUGAAGCUGGAGCGGAUCCAGUUCGUCGGGGCCUGUAACCCUCCCACAGACCCCGGCAGGAAGCCGCUCUCGUACAGGUUUUUGCGUCACGUGCCAGUGGUGUAUGUGGACUAUCCCGGCCCCGCCUCGCUCACGCAGAUCUACGGCACCUUCAACAGAGCCAUGCUCAGACUCAUCCCGUCGCUGCGGACCUUUGCUGAGCCGCUCACGGCGGCCAUGGUCGAGUUCUACACUAUGUCUCAGGAGCGGUUCACUCAGGACACGCAGCCGCACUACAUCUACUCCCCGAGAGAGAUGACCCGCUGGGUCCGAGGCAUCUUUGAGGCGCUGCGGCCGCUGGAGACGCUGCCUGUGGAGGGUCUGAUUCGCAUCUGGGCUCACGAAGCACUGCGACUCUUCCAGGACCGAUUGGUGGAGGAUGAGGAGAGACGCUGGACAGAUGAGAACAUAAACAUGGUCGCCCUCAAACACUUUCCUAACAUCGACCGUGACAAAGCCCUUAACAGACCCAUCCUGUACAGCAACUGGCUCUCCAAGGACUACAUUCCCGUGGAGCAGGAGGAGCUGCGGGACUAUGUGAAGGCCAGACUGAAGGUGUUCUACGAGGAGGAGCUGGACGUUCCUCUGGUGCUCUUCAAUGAGGUUCUGGAUCACGUGCUGAGGAUCGACAGAAUCUUCCGUCAGCCGCAGGGUCACCUGCUCCUGAUCGGCGUCAGCGGUGCUGGAAAGACCACGCUCUCCCGCUUCGUGGCCUGGAUGAACGGACUGACUGUCUAUCAGAUCAAGGUCCACAGGAAAUACACCGGCGAGGACUUUGACGAAGACCUGCGGACAGUGCUCCGCCGCUCCGGCUGCAAGAACGAGAAGAUCGCCUUCAUCAUGGACGAGUCGAACGUGCUGGACUCCGGCUUCCUGGAGCGCAUGAACACGCUGCUGGCCAACGGAGAGGUGCCCGGCCUGUUCGAGGGCGACGAAUACGCCACCCUGAUGACGCAGUGCAAGGAAGGAGCGCAGAAGGAGGGCUUGAUGCUGGACACCCAUGAGGAGCUGUACAAAUGGUUCACCAGUCAGGUGAUCAGGAACCUGCACGUGGUGUUCACCAUGAACCCGUCAUCGGAGGGGCUGAAGGACAGAGCGGCCACCUCACCUGCCCUCUUCAACAGGUGUGUGCUCAACUGGUUUGGGGAUUGGUCCACUGAAGCGCUCUAUCAGGUGGGUAAAGAGUUCACCAGCAAGAUGGACCUGGAGAAGCCCAACUACAAAGUGCCGGACUACAUGCCCACCGUGUACGACAAGCUGCCGCAGCUGCCCACGCACCGCGAGGCUAUCGUCAACGGCUGCGUGUUCGUGCAUCAGACGCUGCACCAGGCUAACAACCGUCUGGCGAAGCGCGGCGGCCGCACUAUGGCCAUCACCCCGCGACACUACCUGGACUUCAUCAACCACUACGCCAACCUGUUCAACGAGAAGCGCAGCGAGCUGGAGGAGCAGCAGAUGCAUCUGAACGUGGGUCUGCGCAAAAUCAAAGAGACCGUCGAUCAGGUGGAGGAGCUGCGGCGCGACCUGCGGAUCAAGAGUCAGGAGCUGGAGGUCAAGAACGCUGCUGCCAACGACAAGCUGAAGAAGAUGGUGAAAGACCAGCAGGAGGCCGAGAAGAAGAAGGUCAUGAGUCAGGAUAUACAGGAAGCGGUUUACAAGCAGCAGGAAGUGAUUAAAGUCAAGCAGCUGAGCGUGAAGCAGGAUUUGGACCAGGUGGAGCCGGCCGUCAUCGAGGCUCAGAACGCGGUCAGCUCGAUUAAGAAGCAGCAUCUGGUUGAGGUUCGCGCUAUGGCCAACCCUCCGGCAGCCGUUAAACUGGCUCUAGAGUCGAUCUGCCUCCUGCUGGGGGAGGAAACUAGUGACUGGAAAAAGAUCAGACAAGUUAUUGUCAGAGACAAUUUCAUCUCCAGCAUAGUCAACUUUGUCUCUGAGGACACGAGUGACUCCAUCCGUGAGAAGAUGAAGAAGAACUACAUGUCCAACCCCAGCUACAACUACGAGCAGGUGAACCGGGCGUCUCUGGCCUGCGGGCCGAUGGUCAAGUGGGCCAUCGCUCAGCUGAAUUACGCAGACAUGCUGAAGCGGGUCGAGCCGCUGAGGAACGAGCUGCAGAAGCUGGAGGACGACGCUAAAGACAACAAGACGAAGGCCGAGGAGGUGGAGCAGAUGAUCCGGGAUCUGGAGAACAGCAUCGCACGCUAUAAGGAGGAGUACGCCGUGCUCAUCUCUGAAGCGCAGGCCAUCAAAGCUGAUCUGGCUGCUGUGGAGGCGAAGGUGAACCGCAGCACAGCCCUGCUGAAGAGUUUAUCUGCUGAGAGAGAGCGAUGGGAAAAGACCAGCGAGACCUUCAAGAACCAGAUGUCCACCAUCGCCGGAGACUGUCUGCUCUCCGCCGCCUUCAUCGCUUACGCUGGUUACUUUGACCAGCAGAUGAGACAGAACCUCUUCACCACCUGGUCCCAUCACCUCCAGCAGGCCAACAUUCAGUUCCGCACAGACAUCGCCAGGACGGAGUAUCUGUCCAAUGCAGACGAGAGGCUGCGCUGGCAGGCCAACUCACUGCCCGCUGACGACCUGUGCACCGAGAACGCCAUCAUGCUGAAGCGCUUCAACCGGUAUCCGCUCAUCAUCGACCCAUCAGGGCAGGCCACGGAGUUCAUCUUGAACGAAUAUAAAGACAAAAAGAUCACCCGCACCAGCUUUUUGGAUGAUGCCUUCAGGAAGAAUUUGGAGAGCGCUCUGAGAUUCGGCAACCCUCUGCUGGUGCAGGACGUGGAGAGCUACGACCCCAUACUGAACCCGGUGCUCAACCGAGAGGUGCGCAGGACCGGCGGCCGAGUGCUCAUCACGCUCGGAGAUCAGGACAUCGAUCUGUCUCCUUCCUUCGUCAUCUUCCUCUCCACACGAGACCCCACGGUGGAGUUCCCUCCUGACCUUUGCUCUCGUGUGACCUUCGUGAACUUCACGGUGACCCGCAGCAGCCUGCAGAGCCAGUGUCUCAACGAGGUCCUGAAGGCCGAGCGUCCGGACGUGGACGAGAAGCGAUCGGACCUGCUGAAGCUGCAGGGUGAGUUCCAGCUGCGUCUGCGUCAGCUGGAAAAAUCACUGCUGCAGGCCCUGAAUGAGGUCAAGGGUCGCAUCCUGGAUGACGACACCAUCAUCACCACCCUGGAGAACCUGAAGAAGGAGGCGGCGGAGGUGACCAGGAAAGUGGAGGAAACCGACAUCGUCAUGCAAGAAGUGGAGACGGUGUCUCAGCAGUAUCUGUCUCUGUCCUCGGCCUGCAGCAGCAUCUACUUCACCAUGGAGGCUCUGAACCAGGUCACGUGUGUGUGUGUCUGUUUGUUUGUGUGUGUGUAUCUCUGUGUGCGUCUCUCUCUGUGUGUGUGUGUGUGUGUGUGUGUGUGUCUGUGUGCGUUCGCUCGAGGCAUGCUGCAUCAGGACCACGUCACGUUUGCCAUGCUGCUCUCACGAAUCAACCUGAAGGGCAUGACCAGCGAGCCGUCAUUCGACGCAGAGUUCCAGCACUUCUUGCGUGGGAAAGAGAUUGUGUUGAGUGGGACGACGGUGCCGAAAGUCAAGGGUUUGAGCAGCGAGCAGUCCGAGGCCAUGGUGCGCCUCAGCCGUCUGCCUGCGUUUAAAGACCUGGUGGCCAAAGUGCAGGCCGACGAGCAAUUCUUCAUGUGGAUCGAGAGCAACUCGCCGGAGCUGUCAGUGCCAUAUCUGUGGACCGAAGAGAAGACGUCCACUCUAAUCGGUCAGGCAGUCCACCAGCUGCUGCUGAUCCAGGCGUUCAGACCCGACCGUCUGCUGGCCAUGACACACAUCUUCGUGUCUAAAGUCAUGGGAGAAAACUUCAUGGCCAUCAUGGAACAGCCGCUGGACCUGGCUAACAUCGUGGACAGUGAGGUGAAGCCGGGGACGCCGGUGCUGAUGUGCUCCGUGCCCGGAUACGAUGCCAGCGGAUUGGUGCGGGAUCUCGCAGCUGAGCAGAACAAACACAUCACCUCCAUUUCCAUCGGUAAGAGCCUUCAGCACCCGUAUCUCCCUCAGGUCCCUGUGAACCUGCUGCGGGCCGGACGUAUCUGUGUGUUCGAGCCUCCUCCCGGGAUGAAGGCUAAUAUGCUGCGCACGUUCAGCAGUAUUCCUGUGGCACGCAUGUGUAAGUCUCCAAACGAAAGAGCUCGCUUGUACUUCCUCCUGGCCUGGUUCCACGCCGUCAUCCAGGAGCGCCUGCGUUACGCCCCGCUGGGCUGGUCUAAGAAGUACGAGUUCGGAGAGUCGGAUCUGCGCUCGGCCUGCGACACGGUGGACACCUGGCUGGACGAUACGGCGAAGGGCCGGCAGAACAUCUCUCCGGAUAAGAUCCCGUGGGCGGCGCUGAGGACGCUGAUGGCCCAGUCCAUCUACGGAGGACGCAUCGACAACGAGUUCGACCAGCGGCUGCUCAACACCUUCCUGGAGCGUCUCUUCACCACCAGCAGCUUCGACAGCGAGUUCAAGCUGGCGCUCAAAGUGGACGGACACAAGGACAUCAAGAUGCCCGACGGGAUCCGGCGUGAGGAGUUCAUUCACUGGGUGGAGUUGCUGCCGGACACUCAGACUCCAUCAUGGCUGGGUCUGCCGAGUAACGCGGAGAAGGUCCUGCUCACUACUCAGGGCAUUGACAUGAUGGGGAAGCUGCUGAAAAUGCAGAUGUUGGAGGAUGAGGACGAUCUGGCGUACGAGACGGAGAAGAAGCAGCGCAGCACGUCCUCGUCUGACGCGCAGCCGGCCUGGAUGAGGACUCUUCACACCACGGCUCGUAACUGGCUGCAGCUGAUCCCGGAGUCUGUGAGCCCGCUCAAACGCACCGUGGAGAACAUCAAGGAUCCUCUGUUCCGGUUCUUCGAGCGCGAGGUGAAGAUGGGCUCGCGGAUGCUGCAGGACGUGCGUCAGGAUCUCACCGAUGUGGUGCAUGUGUGCGAGGGCAAGAAGAAGCAGACCAACGACCUGCGCACGCUCAUCAACGACCUGGUCAAAGGCAUCCUGCCCCGCAGCUGGAGCCGCUACACCGUCCCCGCAGCCAUGACCGUCAUCCAGUGGGUGGCAGACUUCAGCGAGCGGAUCAAGCAGCUGCAGCAGAUCUCACAGGGAGCGGCCAGCGGCGGCGCUAAAGAGCUCAAGAACAUCCAUGUGAACCUGGGCGGUCUGUUCGUGCCGGAGGCCUACAUCACAGCCACGCGUCAGUACGUGGCUCAGGUCAACAGCUGGUCUCUGGAGGAGCUGUGUCUGGAGGUGAAUGUGACGUCUGCGCAGGGAGCGGCGCUGGACGCCUGCAGCUUCGGCAUCAGAGGUCUGAAGCUGCAGGGGGCCACCUGCGCCAACAACAAGCUCUCUCUGUCCACCAGCAUCUCCACUGAACUGCCGCUGACGCAGCUGCACUGGAUGAAGCAGAGCAACACCGAGAAGAGGAGCAUGGUCACGCUGCCCGUGUAUCUGAACUUCACACGCUCAGACCUCAUCUUCACCGUCGACUUCGACAUCGCCACCAAAGAAGACCCGCAUCACUUCUACGAGCGCGGAGUCGCCAUCCUCUGCACCGACUAGAUGCUGCUUAACCAGCCGCUUAUCUUUACUAAUCAUUCCUGUUAGUGUAGUGCGCUAAAACAUAGCUUUGCAUGCCGUGUUUAACUGGGAAGGGUUCAGAGGGUCAGACGAACGUUGGAAGAUGGGUUGUGUUGGGGUUUCUGAGGCAGAUGUUUUAGAACCGAUGGGAUUGUGUGUGUGUUUUAGAUGGAAAAAUGGAAGUUGAUUCAAGUUUUGCAUGAUUGGUGGUUUCCAAUAAAGCUCAUUUAGAU
Molecule: messenger RNA, 12394 nt
Organism: Sinocyclocheilus grahami
Lineage: Eukaryota; Metazoa; Chordata; Actinopteri; Cypriniformes; Cyprinidae
Gene: dync1h1
Product: dynein, cytoplasmic 1, heavy chain 1
Biological process (GO): microtubule-based movement
Cellular component (GO): axonemal dynein complex
Molecular function (GO): ATP binding; ATP hydrolysis activity; dynein light intermediate chain binding
Source: RefSeq, a predicted model, not a curated record